AUGGAGUGGCAGAGGCUCAAUGCCAUCCAUUCAGACAGCUUUCUGAAUGCCGGCAGCCAAGAGACCAUCAGCUGUGCCUAUUCAAUGGCUUCUCUUCUCUCCUUAGAAAUUCGAGCUCAACUGGUAGAACAACAAAAAUGCCUGGAGCAGCAAACGGAGAUGCGAGUUCAGCUUCUUCAGGACCUGCAAGAUUUCUUCCGAAAAAAAGCUGAAAUUGAGACGGAAUAUUCCCGAAAUCUAGAGAAGUUAGCAGAAAGGUUCAUGGCAAAAACAAGAAGCACUAAAGAUCAUCAACAAUACAAGAAAGACCAGAACCUGUUGUCUCCCGUGAACUGCUGGUAUUUGCUCCUGAAUCAAGUAAGGAGAGAAAGCAAAGACCAUGCAACCUUGAGUGACAUCUAUCUGAACAACGUGAUUAUGCGAUUCAUGCAGAUAAGUGAGGAUUCUACCAGGAUGUUUAAAAAGAGCAAAGAGAUUGCAUUCCAACUUCAUGAGGAUUUAAUGAAGGUUCUUAAUGAGCUUUAUACGGUGAUGAAAACAUACCAUAUGUAUCAUGCAGAGAGCAUCAGUGCCGAGAGUAAGCUGAAAGAGGCUGAAAAACAAGAGGAAAAGCAAAUUGGAAGAUCUGGUGAUCCAGUCUUUCAUAUUCGACUAGAGGAGAGACAUCAACGGCGAAGCUCUGUAAAGAAAAUUGAAAAAAUGAAAGAAAAAAGACAAGCAAAAUAUUCAGAAAAUAAGCUAAAAUCGAUUAAGGCACGGAACGAAUAUCUCCUAACACUUGAAGCCACCAAUGCCUCAGUUUUCAAGUAUUAUAUACAUGAUCUUUCCGAUUUAAUUGAUUGCUGUGAUCUUGGCUACCAUGCAAGUCUGAACAGAGCCCUAAGAACAUAUCUCUCUGCGGAAUACAACCUUGAAACCUCCAGACAUGAAGGCUUAGACAUUAUCGAGAAUGCAGUUGAUAAUUUAGAGCCCAGGAGCGAUAAGCAGAGAUUCAUGGAGAUGUACCCUGCUGCAUUCUGUCCACCAAUGAAGUUUGAGUUUCAGUCUCACAUGGGUGAUGAGGUGUGCCAGGUCAGUGCCCAGCAGCCAGUCCAGGCAGAGCUUAUGCUGAGGUACCAACAGUUGCAGUCCCGCCUUGCCACGCUCAAAAUCGAGAAUGAAGAGGUUAAGAAAACGACUGAAGCCACCUUGCAGACAAUACAAGAUAUGGUCACUAUCGAGGACUAUGAUGUUUCUGAAUGCUUCCAGCACAGUCGUUCCACAGAAUCUGUGAAGUCCACUGUCUCUGAAACCUACCUGAGUAAGCCCAGCAUCGCCAAGCGAAGAGCCAACCAGCAGGAAACUGAACAGUUCUACUUCAUGAAACUCAGAGAAUAUUUGGAAGGCAGUAAUCUCAUUACAAAACUUCAAGCCAAACAUGACUUGCUGCAGAGGACCCUUGGAGAAGGUCAUAGAGCUGAGUAUAUGACUACAAGGCCUCCAAAUGUUCCCCCUAAGCCCCAGAAACACAGGAAGUCCAGGCCCCGCUCACAGUAUAAUACUAAGUUGUUUAAUGGGGAUUUGGAAACAUUCGUCAAGGACUCGGGACAGGUUAUUCCCCUCAUUGUGGAAAGCUGCAUUCGGUUCAUCAAUCUCUAUGGUCUUCAACAUCAGGGGAUUUUCAGAGUGUCUGGUUCCCAGGUGGAAGUCAAUGAUAUUAAAAAUUCAUUUGAGAGAGGUGAAAAUCCUUUGGCUGAUGACCAGAGUAACCAUGAUAUUAACUCAGUUGCUGGUGUUCUGAAGCUCUAUUUCCGUGGGCUGGAAAACCCCCUCUUUCCUAAGGAAAGAUUUAAUGAUCUGAUUUCUUGUAUCAGAAUAGAUAAUCUCUAUGAGAGGGCGCUUCACAUCCGCAAACUCCUCCUGACUUUGCCCAGGUCCAUCCUUAUAGUGAUGAGGUACCUCUUUGCCUUCCUCAAUCAUCUAUCACAGUACAGCGAUGAGAAUAUGAUGGACCCUUAUAACCUGGCCAUUUGCUUUGGCCCAACAUUGAUGCCUGUCCCAGAAAUACAGGAUCAAGUGUCUUGCCAGGCACAUGUGAAUGAAAUUAUCAAAACCAUCAUCAUACACCAUGAGACUAUUUUCCCAGAUGCUAAAGAGCUGGAUGGCCCUGUUUAUGAGAAAUGUAUGGCUGGAGAUGACUACUGCGACAGCCCAUACAGUGAGCACGGUACAUUGGAGGAAGUGGACCAAGAUGCUGGUACAGAGCCCCACACAAGUGAAGAUGAAUGUGAGCCAAUAGAAGCAAUAGCCAAGUUUGACUAUGUUGGGCGGUCUGCCAGAGAACUAUCCUUCAAGAAGGGUGCCUCCCUGCUGCUGUAUCACCGCGCAUCUGAGGACUGGUGGGAAGGCAGGCACAACGGGAUUGACGGGCUGGUGCCUCACCAGUAUAUAGUGGUGCAGGAUAUGGAUGAUACAUUUUCAGACACUCUGAGCCAAAAAGCCGACAGUGAGGCCAGCAGUGGGCCAGUCACGGAAGACAAGUCCUCAUCCAAGGACAUGAACUCCCCGACAGACCGCCAUCCUGACGGCUAUUUAGCCCGGCAAAGAAAAAGAGGAGAGCCACCCCCUCCAGUAAGGCGUCCUGGCAGGACCAGUGAUAGCCAUUGCCCACUCCACCCUCCACAUACCCUUUCCAACUCCUCAGUUGACCUGGGGUCCCCGAGCCUGGCCAGUCACCCCCGGGGCCUGCUACAGAACCGUGGCCUCAACAGUGACAGUCCUGAGCGGAGGCGCAGGCCUGGCCAUGGCAGCCUGACCAACAUCAGCCGGCACGACUCCCUCAAGAAGAACGACAGCCCUCCAAUUAGAAGGUCCACGUCAUCAGGGCAGUACACAGGCUUCAAUGACCAUAAGCCACUGGACCCAGAGACAAUUGCUCAGGAUAUUGAAGAAACGAUGAACACAGCUUUGAAUGAACUCCGAGAACUGGAGAGACAGAGCACAGCGAAGCAUGCCCCUGAUGUGGUGCUGGAUACCCUGGAACAAGUGAAAAACUCUCCCACCCCUGCCACUUCCACGGAAUCUCUCAGCCCUUUGCACAACGUUGCCCUCAGGAGCUCCGAGCCUCAGAUUCGACGUAGCACUAGCUCCUCCAGUGACACAAUGAGUACUUUCAAGCCCAUGGUGGCACCCAGAAUGGGUGUGCAGCUGAAGCCUCCAGCCCUUCGGCCAAAACCUGCUGUUCUUCCAAAAACAAAUCCUACCAUAGGACCUGCCCCACCUUCCCAGGGUCCAACAGACAAGUCUUGCACAAUGUAAAAACCAGCUGAGCAAGGCCAUGAAGGGAGGUGACUUAAAAAAGAAAACGAAUUAGUGACAAAAGUCACUGAUCCCUAACUUUCCUUAGUUUUGUGCUUAUAACUGGAGAUCUUUUGGCUUUUCUAUGUUGUCGAAUGUAAUGUCUGAGACUAGCUAAAUUAACACGGGCAUUUGUAUUUUGUAAUUUUUUUAAAUAACUGGACAUAUGUCAUUUUAAGGACAAUAGAAACACUUAGACUUACUUGAAAAUCCAAUGCUGCACCACUUGUAAUGAAGGCAACACCGCUCUCCACAUUGUACAGUGCUUCGGGGUUAGUGUAGCCCAGGUGAGUCAGAAAUGUUGGGACCUGAAGGCAGGAGAACCCGAAUUCCACACCUCAUUGGAGGAUUGCCAGUGUUGGUCUGUGGCACUUGGGGUAAUGGCUGAAAGGUGAUAAUGGCAUUGUGUGGUAGCUGACAAUGAGCACCUUCGGUUCCAUGUGGGGCGGGAUUUAGCGCAUGCACAAGACUUGCAGUUGUCUGCAUGGGACGAUCCCAGUGGGACUGUCAGCCCACAGCUCGAGUGGGUUGGAUGCUUGCCUCUUUCCUAACAGUCAUUUCCCUGGGUCCAGCUUAAAGAGUCAGUGGAAGCGGUUGGAACCUCUGCUGUUAUUGCUUGAACUUAACCUGGGAAAGGAGGGGAAGACACCAUCUCCAAAGCUAUUAAUGUCACUCCUUUUGCAAACAUGAUGAAGCCCCGGAGAUUUCCAAGUCCCUCCCCUACACUUAUGACUAAAAGGAUUUGAUUUUAAAGACUUUUAGUGACACUACCACACAAACUCCUCCAAAGAUCUCUUGUUCAGCAACUGCCCAGAAAAUGUUUCUAUCUCCCCUAAAUCCCUGUGUUCUCCUCUGAGGAAAUGAAAGCAAGAAGUACCUGAGGUCUUGGUUCCUGCAGUGUUCUCUUUUGACUGAAUCACCUAGGUUCCUUUAAACAUGCUGCAAAUCCCGGACGUGGUGGUACACCUGUAGUCCCAGCUACUCAGGUGCUUUACACAGGAGGAUGGCUUUGAGCCUAGCAGUUUGAGUCCAGCCUGGGCAGCAUAGCGAGUACCUGUGUCUU
Molecule: messenger RNA, 4399 nt
Organism: Saimiri boliviensis boliviensis (Bolivian squirrel monkey)
Lineage: Eukaryota; Metazoa; Chordata; Mammalia; Primates; Cebidae
Source: RefSeq, a predicted model, not a curated record